Messenger RNA from Fonticula alba, 3490 nucleotides. RefSeq lists its product as hypothetical. The transcript has 2 exons. The coding region runs from base 1 to 3438 and encodes 1145 amino acids. NCBI's taxonomy places the organism in Eukaryota, Rotosphaerida, Fonticulaceae. The record is from RefSeq and is a predicted model, not a curated record.
AUGUCGUCGCAGGGCCCUCCCCCUCCGCCGGAGAGGGCCCCAUCGGCCUUCGCCGACAGCCUCCAUCUUGCCUCCUCGCAGCAGCACGCGCAAUUGAUGCAGCACGCGCAAUUGAUGCAGCACGCCCAAGCGGUGCAGCACGCCCAAGCGGUGCAGCACGCCCAAGCGGUGCAGCACGCCCAAGCGGUGCAGCACGCCCAAGCGGUGCAGCACGCCCAGCAUGCCCUGCACGGGCAGUACCACCACUUCCCGCCGCAGCAUCAGCCCCCGCAGCAGUAUGCCCCCCGGGCGCCGUACUCGCACCCCGGGCCCGAGGAGCUGGUGCCGGCUCGGGGACCGCAGCCCCCCGGCCAUCAGCCGGCCCCGCCCACCGAGCGCCAGCACCUGGACCCCCAGCGCGGGGGCCACCACCCCCCGGCCGGGGAGCCGGGCCCGGUCCGGGGGCCCGGCGGGGCCCUCCUCUCACCGGCCGAGAUCCUCGGCUUCCACGGCCAAGAUACAUACUACUGGACUGCGCACUCGGCCAUUUCCUUCCGGCCGGCCCCCUCCUCCACCACGCCCGGGCCCAAGCACAGCCCGAUCUCCUUCUUCGGCAACUCCGGCAGCGGGUCCGACCAGUCCCCGGCCUCGGACUCGGAGGACGCCGAGGCGGAUGACCGCCACCACCCGGUCGCCAGCCGGCUGCCAGUGGUAUACCACUCGCACCGGCCCGGGACCGGGGGCGCCGCACUCCCGGCGCCCGGGCCGCCAGCCGACCGUCCUCGCCCAGCCGCAGCCCAUGACGCCCUGGCGCACCGGCACCCGGACUACUUGCCGGCGGCCGGCCCCCCCCGGGCAGUGGCCACGGCCCCCGGGCCGGGCGAAUGGCCGGCCUCCCUGGCCACCGCCACCACGAUGCCGGGGACCGUGGCCGGGUCGGCACCGGUCCCGAUGUCGGCCUCCGGCCCGGGCCCGGCCGCGAGUCUCGCCUCGGCAGCCUUCCCCCAGCGGACCCUGCCGUCACAGCAUCAUGUCCAUGCCCCGGCCGGGGGCGCCCUGGCGGCGACUGCCGGCGUUUCCUCCUUCGCCUAUGACGUGGGCGCUGUUCCGCCAGCCGCCGGGGCCGCCUGGCCCGGGGGGCUCCUCUCCUCGCACUCGCGCUCCGGCUCUUCGCCAUCUCCCGGGCCCUCGAGCGGCCGGGCCGACAGCGACCCGCCCAAGGCCGGCGGCCCGGCGCCGGCCCCGCCCACUGGGCUCCCCUCGCCGCGGUCCUUCGGCGACAGGUCAUCCUGCCCGGGCCCGGCGGCCACCAUGACGGCCUUCCCCCGGCCGUCGGCCCCCGCUGGCCGGGCCCCGGCGCCGGCCAUGCCGGCAUACCACCUGCCACGCCCCCUGGGCCCGGGCGAUCACCCGCAUGCCAGCUCGGAGCAUCGACUCCUGAUGACGGCCAUGUCGCCGGUGUCGCCGGACUCCAUGGCUCCCCGCCGCUACUCCCCCUCGACAAUGGUGGCCACGGCGGGGCCGGUGGCAGCGCUCCCCGUGGCGACCGAGGUCUCGCCCCUUCCGCUGGGGGCCACCCAGCCCCGGCCGCCGGGGCCCGGGCUCCUGCCCCCCCCGGGCGUCCAUCCCGCCUGGCAUGAUGAGGCCCUGGGCGCCGCGCUGCCGCCGCAUCAUGGGCACCACCAUCCCCCCCGGGGGGCGGCCCAUCGCGCGGAAAAGCCCGGCGAUCUUGCAAGCGCAACACCCCCCCUCUAUCCUCAUGGCCAGCACCAGCAGUAUCCGCACUAUACCAUUCACCGGGGGAUAGCUGCGAGCGCAUCCGCCGCCUCGCCGCCGGUGCCUCUCUUGCAGACGGUAUCCCCCCCGCUGUCGACCCCGUCCGAGUCCUUCCCCAGUCCGCACCAUCCGGCACCCGGGGCCAAUGUCCAUGCCGGGCCCGCCCCGCGCAUGGGCCCGCCAGCCAUGGCCGGCCCGCGCUCAUGUCCCGGGGGGAUAUCCUCCGGCUUCGGACUGGUCGACGGCGGCCCCGGACCCCCGGCCGCCACGGCGCCGGUGUCCUCCUCCUCCUCCUCCUCCUCCUCCUUUUCUUCCUCUUCCUCCUCCUCCUCCUCCUCCCCCGCGGCGCCCUCUCCCCUUAUGUUCCAUGCUCCGACUGCCUACCGUCCUGGGGCCACCUCCCUGCCGGGCACCGCGGCGGCCAGCCCUUAUCAGCACCUGUCGAGCCCGUAUGGCAUCGGAGCGCCCGUCUCAUCGCCCUUGCAAGCGCCGGGACAUGCCGGCCACCACCUCCCCCCGCCAUCAUAUCACCACCCUCAGUCCAGCCGGCCGAUGCCCCACACGCCCAUCUCGCUCUUUGGGAUGACUCCCUCGCCGAUGGCGCCGGGCCCCUCGCCGGCCGCGCCAUCCCCCCGGUGGCCCGGGCCCGGGCCCGCCGGUGGCGGCCCUCUUGAACACUCGGCCCACCAGCACCCCCCCUCGGUCAGCCCCGGGGCCGGGUCCUGGCCCUCGUCGGCCUCCCUGCCGCCGGGGCCGCCUGCGCCCCAGCCACUCCCCCAGCAGCGGCUGCCGCCUCCCCGGGCCCGGCCGUGCCAGUUCGGGCCGGGAUCCGUCGAGUCGGACCCCUCGCCGGCUGCGGGCCCCUCGCCGGCCGUCGCGACCAUCGCCGGGUGCCAGUCCCCCGGCCGGUCGGCCCUCAUUCGCCAGCGCCACGAGGGCCACGAAGAGGAGCCGGCGGCACACCACCAGCCGCACCGGCGGCAGACGUCCGCCACACCACCCGGGCCCAGGCCGGCCAAGCGCGCGCGCCAGGCCACCGGCCGAUCGCUGGCCACACCGGACCCCGGAACCGCCGGCGGGCCCUCUUCCUCGGAGACGACCACCCCCCAGGCAGGGUCGAACCCCGGCACGCCGGCCAAGGCCGGCGGCGCCGGCGGGCCGGCUCUCCUGUCGCCGGAGCUCUUCCGCAGCUCGGCGGUCAUCGUCCACAGCUUCACAUUCCCCCCGGCCCCAGGCGCCGGCGCCGGCCCCGGUCCCCUCCCCCCCGGGCAGCACCCUCCGCCGCACCGGGAGCCGCCGCCAUCGACGCACGCUGCCCCGCUGGAGGGGGUCCUCCUGCUGGAGCCCAUGCGCCUGCUGAAUAUCCAGUCGUACUCCAGCUUGACGCAGCGCUUCCCCGGGGUGUCGCGCGCGCGCGUCGCCCUCGACACCCGGCGCAUCGGGCAGUUGAACAAUUAUCGGAAGAUCUCCCGCGACAAUGGCGUGGUCAGCCUCAAGCGCCCGGUGUACUUGGUGCCGGAGCGCAGCGUGCCGGCCAUGCUGGCCGAGGCCGGCUGGAGCGGCAUCGUCUACCUCAAGCAGAUCCGCCUCGACCACGAGGGGGCCAUCAUCUCCGAGAGCCUGGCCAGCGUGAGCGUGGAUGCCGCCGGCGCCGGUGGGAGGGUGCCGCCGGCCGGGGUCUGAGCGCGCCACGCCGGGGCGCGUGGCGAGCGCCUCCCCCCCCCCCCCUGGUACC